AUGGUCCGCAAUAGCAGUGCCGACAGCACACACGCAAGGAUCACCAACAAUGGCAACAAGCGCGCACGCUGGCUCGCAGAAGCUGAAGAGGAUCGUCUAGGCAAGCAAGUCGGCUUGGAGCGCUGGAUUGAGUGUGUAGGUCACGGCAGAGGCGCUGCCGUCUGUCUCGGCGGUCACCUGGUUCAAACAGAAGACAGGAGCGAUGGCUUCAUGAUCGAGCUCAGUUGCAUCCAGCCCAAUGACCCCUCGCAACAUACAAGCUUCGUGGCCACCUUCCAAGGCGAGCUCGCACGCAAAGUAUCCGAACCUCUUCUCCUUCUACACCGCCUUGGCCCUCCCGCCAUCGUCUAUCUCUCGGGCUUUGCAGCUGAAGUCUGUCCUGCAUCCGCACCUGCAUCCUCACCUCGAGCCGUCUUCAAUCAAGAAAAGACCGUCCUGAAAAUGUCACCGCAGCCUCCUUCCACCGACCCCACCGCUCCAACCUCGGCCAUCUGGAUCGAGCAGCUUGCCACUCUUCCUGCCUUCGUUGCUCCGACGGCAACAACACACCUAGCGCGCACAGUAUCCACGCCGGCAACACACCACACCCUUUCCUCCAGCUCGAUUGUUCCCUCACGAUCCACUGCCCUUCCACAACCUCACCCUGAGCCUUCGCCUCCCAGUCAGCUCAGCGAUUGGUUUUCCACCCCGGCCCCUACAGACCUUCGUGCAGCUCAACCCAAUGCACCCGCGAUUACGUCAUCUUCCUCGACAACUCGUCCGCAAAUCCCACCACCGCCACUGCAGCCCAUCGAUUGGUCAGUUGCCCAACACACUGCAACCAGCAUUAUCAAAAGCGAACCGCAUGGCGCUUCAUCUUCCUCGUCCACGCCCUCUCCACGCUCAGGUAGACCGGCAUCGCGGCAAGCCUCAGCUGCUGCUACUGCACCGCCACCUCCGCAGCCGCGCCGCAACGCGCCCAACGUCAAGCCACGUCGCAUGGGCAACUGCCUCUAUACCCCUAUGUCCAUGCUCCGUGAUGGCGAGCGCGCCAGCAUCAUUGGCGUCGUCAUGGCAGCAGGCGAUCCUCGGCGUUCCUCAAGCGGAACGCGUGACCUCAGCAUUAAAGUCACCAUCGCUGACGCAUCCUGCCUCUCCGGAACCGGAUACGCCAAAGAGCUCGCACGCUCCAUCACCGUCAUGCUCUUUGCACAGCAGUCCGAGCGCAUCCCGCAAAACUUAGCUCCAGGUCACAUCAUCGCCGUCCGCAGUGUCCAGAUCCAGAUGUUUUCCAACAAGCCUCAAGCCGUGGGAAAAUCCGCCGCCAGCUGGAGCUGGGCCACCUACGAUCCUGUCUCGGGCGACGUCCGUGCUUCGUCCAACUUUCCUCUGGCAUCCCACACCCCUCCCGAGUGCAGCGCUGACGAAAUGGACCACUUCCGGGACAUGGCCAACUGGUUCUCCGAACUCCAAGGCGUCGACGCCAACAUUGUCACCAGAUCCUCUCGCCCCACGCUCAAGCUGCAGGAAGUCGGCGAAAACACCUUUUUCGACACAGUCGUCGAGGUGCUCAAGGUCUACACCCACACGCUUGCUCCCGAUCUCUACGUCACCGAUUAUACCAACCACACUCUGUUCUAUCGCGGCAACGACAAGUAUCUUCGACUCGAGAGCGAUAUCCCGUAUCCGGACGACACUGAUGGAUGGGGCCACGUCUUUCAGAUUAGUCUAUGGGACAGCCAUGCCACCAUCGCAGAAGGCCUUCAGACCGGCGACAUUAUCCGCAUCCAGAAUGUUCGCCCCAAACUCAACCCGCGUGGACUGCUCACUGGCGGUCUUGGCAGCAGCACCGACAACGGCAUCAAGAUUCGCACGCUCAAGCCCACAGAUGAAGCGCGCAUCGACCUCGAGAAGCGACGUGCGCGAUUCAUGGAGACGCUCAUAACCGCAGAGGAAGAGGCGUUUGCCGAUCGGGCCGAGCGAGACCAUCAACAGGCUUCGCAGCAAGGACGAGAGCAGCAGGCCGAGCACGCCUCCGAUACUGUGCAAGGCGCUACUUUAGCGGUGCAACGUAAUGUUAGCGAGUUUCACAACGUCGACACUGUCGCAGGACCUGCCUCAUCACAUCCCAUACCAGCUGCUAUCGAAGCGACCACAAACACGAUCGGCUUCAGAGGGUCCUCUGCUCAAGCACGCACGAUCGUGGAGGCCAGUCCCGCAUCGUCGACACAGCCACCCUUUCCUACACCUGGCCAACGAAGGAUACGGGCGGCUCAGCUGGCUUCACCCUCAAAAGCUGGGCCAGGAGAGUCGACGCCGCUGGGAACCAGCAGUCAUGUGAACAGCAGCCGCGCUCUUGGCGAUCUAUCGCUCGUCGAGACACCCGAUGUCAAGCCCAGCGGGCUCAUGGGGCCACCAGGGGCGGCUGUCGAAGAGCGUCGGCCUUUGAUCAAAUGCAAUGCACCAGCAUCCAUCCCAUUUACGGCGCUUGCCGACCUGCCGGCCACUUCGCUUUGCCCUGGCAUGUUCAAAGUCAAAGCGCGUGUGAUCUCGACCAACCCGGCCAAGGUCGAGCAGUGGGGGCGUGCCGAGUGCAAGGCAUGCAAGCGGCUUCUGCCCCUCGACCAGCGCUUCUGUAUCAAGUGUGGCGACGAAGAGGGCGAGUCGCUGUCGUACUGCUUCCGGUUUGCCUUCAUGCUCGAGGAGCUGGAUGCCGAGUUUGUCGCACGUAAACAGCAGGAAAGGAUUCAGGGUGGCGGCAGCGGCGGCAGUGUUCUCGAGACGAGUGUCAAAAAGACGGCGAUUCCUCUGCUAUUCCAUGGACGCAUGGCUGAAGUGCUGCUGCCGUGCGUCGACGCCAAGGCGCUCUAUAAUGGCGAACGGUCCAGCAUCAAGACACUGAAACGCUUCCACACCCGUCUGCUCCAUCCAAACGAGUACGGUAACGACCCGGAACAGGUGCUCGCCGUCUACUCUUAUCCGUCUCAGGAGUCGGGCCGAACCGUGCGCAGAUUUGCCGCACUCAAGGAACUCAAUUGUCUAACGAACCCACUCGACCUGCUCUGA
This is a messenger RNA of Sporisorium graminicola, 3045 nucleotides long. RefSeq lists its product as uncharacterized. Bases 1 to 3045 code for a protein of 1014 amino acids. Gene Ontology annotation, molecular function: telomerase inhibitor activity; G-rich strand telomeric DNA binding. Gene Ontology annotation, cellular component: nuclear telomere cap complex; chromosome, telomeric region. Lineage: Eukaryota; Fungi; Basidiomycota; Ustilaginomycetes; Ustilaginales; Ustilaginaceae. The transcript has a single exon. The record is from RefSeq and is a predicted model, not a curated record. Gene Ontology annotation, biological process: regulation of telomere maintenance via telomerase; telomere capping.